AUGGCUCCAUCUCUCUCCGCUGUUGGCCGCAAGGCGUCGCAAGUGUUCCGCCGUGAGAGCGCACAGUCGUCUCCAGCGUCUCGUCGUUUCCAGAUUGCGCAAGAUUGCAGCGAUGGUGAGACCAGUGAUGACGGUUCCGACGCUAAGUCCAGUCUUCCACCCCCACAACAGCAACGAGAAACCCGACCGACAGUUGCUAGGUCCAUCCUCCGCUAUGUGAGAAGCAAUCUCACGCCUGGCUCUAGCCUUGCAGACCUCGAUCGGAGCAGCUUAGGAGAGAUGUCAGAUAGAUGGCAGGCCCGUCGUGAGGAAAACAACAUUGCGAUGUGGCGAAUCAAUUCCGAGCUCACUCCAACAGAGAAAAAUCCUCUUGCUGUUUCUAUUCGACGAUGUAAAGAGGUAUCCAAACCACAACGUUCCGGCAAUGCUCUCUCUCGUUGCAAUCAGCACACUACUCAACCAAAGACCAACGUAUACCGACACCAGCCUAAGCCAAGUGUUCCGAAAGCAAUAGAGGGUGACUUCUUCAAUAGCGCUGACUCCAGCGAGCAAUCCAGGCCUGAAGGAAGCCGAAAUGUACGAGCAAAUCCAAACUUCACUCGACGGUCCUCACUGCCAUCUAUCCCAUCCAGUACCCAGUCCUAUCGAGAGAGACAGCUUCGUGGAACCCUGGUUCGAAACUCUUCCAUGAACUGGGAAGUCGUCCAGCCUCCGAUUACAGGAGCAGCAAUUCUAGAAGCCGUCCAAAGCGAGAUUCGACCAAACGUUCAACCCACCGUCGAGAGCUUUCGCACAACAGACGGUCGUGCCUGGGCUGACUUCAGCGAGGCCGAGUUCGCUGGCGACAGCCAACGACGUCUCGUGCAGGUCGGUCACAGCGAAUGGCGGCUGGUUUCUCCAAGCAGCCAGAACCUCGCCGAGCAGAUGAUCCCCGACUAUCCUCCAACGCAUCCAAGCCGGAUCGUGCCUGAUGAAGUCAUCCCUCAGAGCCAUAUCUUCGCCGGCAGCAUGGCUCGACGGAAUUUCAACAAGCACCCAGCGAACAAUCCAAUGUGGGCAGAACAGUUUUCGCACCCUGCAGUCCAGAACCUGACCGCGGCGGUCCAACAUGCCUCCACGGAUAUCCACGCUCUCAUCGUCGAGAACUCAACUUUGAAGUACGAGGCAUCUGUGAAUGCACAUAAGAUCCGUGGGCUUGAGCAGGAGUUGAUGAGAAGCACUGAGCUCCUUAAGGAGGUCAAUGUGAACGGCGAGGACUACCGAGCGUUUGUUGCUGAGCAAGCUCUGCGAAAUCUCGAGACCCGGAUGGAGGAGGAAGGACAUCGCGGUUGUUCUCGGGCUGGAACAAUACAACGGGAAACGAGCGAUUUGUAUGGAAGCGGGGUCGGCAUCAACGAACAUGGCUUUGAGAGCGAGUCUUCUUGGAGAUUUGAUGGUGAUGAUGCGGAGGGAGAGGAGAAAGGGGACGCCAACGCCGACGAGUGA
Messenger RNA from Exophiala aquamarina CBS 119918, 1485 nucleotides. RefSeq lists its product as uncharacterized. Bases 1 to 1485 code for a protein of 494 amino acids. NCBI's taxonomy places the organism in Eukaryota, Fungi, Ascomycota, Eurotiomycetes, Chaetothyriales, Herpotrichiellaceae. The record is from RefSeq and is a predicted model, not a curated record. The transcript has a single exon.